AUGGCACUAACACGUGCCACACUUGUGUUAGCCAUGUCCCUUACUCUCCUGACAUUGUCCAUAGCCCAAGCCCCCUCCCCUGCACCCAUCACAGCCCACACUCCUUCCUCUGUAUCACUCCCACCAGGAAGCCCAAGCUCAAGUCAGGGCCCGAGCAUGAGCCCAGCUCCAAGCCCUGCAAUAGCUUUUCCUCCUUCCCUUACACCUGAUACACCAUCACCAUCACCUACUCCGUCACCGUCUACGGGAGAAUCGUUUUCUGAUAAUCCAGUAGCCUUACCAAGUAAGGCAUUUAUUCACAGAAACAGCUUUUUCAUGCUACCACUCUUUGCUGCUGCUGCCAUGCUUAUUUCAUAA
Vicia faba (fava bean) is the source of this 357-nucleotide messenger RNA. The record is from the annotation of a GenBank genome assembly. Lineage: Eukaryota; Viridiplantae; Streptophyta; Magnoliopsida; Fabales; Fabaceae.